This is a messenger RNA of Heterostelium album PN500, 441 nucleotides long. RefSeq lists its product as uncharacterized. The transcript is spliced from 2 exons. The record is from RefSeq and is a predicted model, not a curated record. The coding region runs from base 1 to 441 and encodes 146 amino acids. NCBI's taxonomy places the organism in Eukaryota, Evosea, Eumycetozoa, Acytosteliales, Acytosteliaceae.
AUGUUGAAAUACACAAUUCUUGCAAUUUUCGCUUUAUUGGCUUUGUCUGAAGCUGCUUUUACAAUCAACGUUGGUCAAUACAACUGGUACUCAGAUUCCCCAUGUUCCAAGCCAAUCUUAGUUAAUGUUACUUUCUCCAAUGGACAAUAUAGUUCUUUUAGAGCAACCGAUGGUUCUGCAUACUUGAGAAAUAUCACUCUUAACAGCGAUUCUACUUUCACUGGAAUCGGAAAUCUUUACACUCCAGGUUCCGACCGUAUCACCGGUUACACCACCGUCAAGGGUGUAGUCAACAACCCAUUCAACUUAUUGGUCGUCUACAACCCAAGUUCCUCCCAAAACUACCCAGGAUCCACACAAUACUACAAUCUCGCCUCUUGUUCAAACUCCUUGUUGUCUGAGGAGAGCCACGAUAACAUGUCCACUGGUCGUUUCGAGUAA